Messenger RNA from Anoplopoma fimbria (sablefish), 781 nucleotides. RefSeq names its product amphiregulin (gene areg). Lineage: Eukaryota; Metazoa; Chordata; Actinopteri; Perciformes; Anoplopomatidae. Gene Ontology annotation, biological process: epidermal growth factor receptor signaling pathway; positive regulation of mitotic nuclear division; positive regulation of cell population proliferation. The record is from RefSeq and is a predicted model, not a curated record. The transcript is spliced from 6 exons. Bases 1 to 702 code for a protein of 233 amino acids.
AUGAACCCUCUCACCAUCACCUGUCUCCUGUGCUUCGUAGGCUCCGGUGCUGUAGGUGCUCAGGGAUCUGAGGCCACGUUCUCCGGUGAACUGGCCGGAGUGACCGGGGGUCCGGCCUCCGGGGAGGUCCUCCAGAUUUCACUGGGUGACGAUGACGAGCUGGAACUAGACGAGGAGGUUUCGGGAGGGGACAACGAAAAUUUCAGCCUUGUUGUGUUACAUCCCAGUAAAGAUGAGAAGAAGAAAAGGAAAGGCCAAGGCAAGAAGAGGAACAAGCACAAGAGCAAAAGCACGACUCCUCUCAACCCUGAACACACGUUCUACGCCAACGGAUACACGUCGACCCUCGGCACCACAGAGGAUCCCUGCACCUCCACCCACGUGGACUACUGCAUCCACGGUUACUGCAAGUACAUAGAGGGCCUGCAGGAGCCAGUGUGCAUAUGUAUGAAGGGUUACGACGGGGGUCGCUGUGGGAUCCAGUCUCUUGGGGCGACUGGGUCGGAUCAGAUCAGCAAUACCGAGAUAGUGCAGACGGUCUUAGUGAUCAUCGCUGUGGUCCUGUCGGUCAUCAGCUGCACCGCCAUCUUGCUCAUGACUUGCGCUCAUUACAGAUCACAUAAAAACUUCCUGGCAUCCUACCUGGGAACUGGGACUGAGCAAGAGAAGCUACAGAAACCCAUCGGGGACGUUGUGGUAUGAGGGUGUCAAGUUACGAGCCAGCUGCGCGACUCAAAGACGAAGUGGACAAGAGGAGUCUGAGGACCCGAGAAAGCAGUAG